UAAUGCCUCCAUAAUGAGAAUAUAUAGCGAAUCCCCAAAAGCUUUGAAGCCCACGACAAUCCGGUGGGGUCCUGGCUGUGGAGCCCAACCAUCUGAAACGUUUUCUGGUUGCUCUCCACUAUAGAAACUCCCUCAUAAGGACUCCCCACCAGCAAAUGCAAAUGCCAAUUUGUGUGUUUGUAUAAGCUCCUCCCCCAGAUUUACUCUGGCGCCAUAGUUGCUGUAAUGACCAGGGAGAAGUGUUGCAGUAAUACACUCAUGAAUUCAGCCUCACCCACUUCUCAAAUUCAUGUCCUGGCUGUGGAUGACUGCAUGAUAGACCGAAAAAUCAUGGAAAAAAUGCUCAAAAUGAUCUUCUUCAAAGUUACUGUUGUGGAGAGCGCUGCCAGGGCAUUGGAGGUGUUGGGGGUCCAUGAGGAUGAGCUCCCUGCUUCUGAUUCUAACAAUAACCUCAAGGUGAAUUUGAUUAUCACAGACUACUGUAUGCCAGGAAUGAAUGGUUAUGAUCUUCUCAAAAAAGUGAAGGAAACAGAAGGUCUCAAGGAAAUACCAGUUGUGAUGAUGUCUUCUGAAGAUGUACCCCAGCGGAUUAAAAGAUGUCUUGAUGAAGGAGCAGAGGAUUUUAUAAUGAAGCCUCUGCAGAUAGCAGAUAUUAAGAAAUUGAAAAAUCAUAUAAAACCAUCAAGGUCAUUUUGUAGUUCGACCACAAGAAAGAAAGUUCCCUCUAGAAGGCUCGCAGGAAAAAGUUCGGACAGACGGCCUGGUUUGAGUGGAAUAGUAUAUGCUUGAUUUUCAGUGGUUUUCCCCUACAUUUUUGAGGCCAUACUACUAGUUUGAAUGUUACUGUAACUAUUUCUCUUUGUAAUUGAAAAUGAGACACAAAUUGAGAAAUUCUCCAGUUUAAAAAACUUACAGAACUUUCCAUUA
Cryptomeria japonica (Japanese cedar) is the source of this 927-nucleotide messenger RNA. RefSeq names its product two-component response regulator ARR16. Gene Ontology annotation, biological process: cytokinin-activated signaling pathway; phosphorelay signal transduction system. Bases 226 to 789 code for a protein of 187 amino acids. Lineage: Eukaryota; Viridiplantae; Streptophyta; Pinopsida; Cupressales; Cupressaceae. The transcript is spliced from 5 exons. The record is from RefSeq and is a predicted model, not a curated record.